Leptinotarsa decemlineata (Colorado potato beetle) is the source of this 1680-nucleotide messenger RNA. RefSeq lists its product as uncharacterized. NCBI's taxonomy places the organism in Eukaryota, Metazoa, Arthropoda, Insecta, Coleoptera, Chrysomelidae. The record is from RefSeq and is a predicted model, not a curated record.
AACUCUCUUGUAUAACUCGCCUUCAUCGUUAGAUAACGGAAGUUUUGUUUCGUAAUUCAGUUGUUUCGGCCAUCAUUCAUCCUGCAAAUAAUAAUUCAUCGAGGAGACCACGGUUUUAUUGUACGCCAAUAUUCCGAAAUUAGAUAGCUAAAUGUCUUCGUUAGGAGAGAAAAAAAUGACACAUGAAGAAGACAAUGACACAAAAGAAAUUAAUAUUCUGCUUCUUGGUGAAACUGGAGUUGGAAAAUCAACCUUUAUUAAUUCGGUAGCUAAUUAUUUGACACAUGAUAGUUUUGAAUCUGCCGAAAAAGAAGACUUGACUGUUCUUAUUCCUUCAACCUUCAACAUCACUGACAAGAGGUCAAAAAAACACCGUAUCAAGGUUGGUAUAGAGGACAAGAAUGAAUUCCUCGAAACAGGAGUUUCGGCAACCCAGGAUGUGAAAACAUAUGCUUUUCCUGUGUUUGGAGGCCAUGUGAAAGUACGACUGAUAGACACCCCCGGAAUGGGUGAUACAAGAGGAAUUCUUCAAGAUGACGCGAAUUCCGAAAAUAUUCUAGAUUACAUUGGGAAUCUUAAAGAACUUCAUGCUAUAUGUUUCCUGUUGAAGCCAAAUAAUCCAAGACUCACGGUAUUUUUUAAAUACUGUAUUUCCCAAAUAUUCUCCAGACUUGACAAAUCAGCUCGCAGGAACAUCAUUUUCGUUUUCACAAAUACCAGAGGUUCUGAUUAUGGGGCCGGUGACACUAUUUCCGUUUUACAAAAAUUCGUCGACUAUCUGAAGAAAAAGAAACCAUAUGUAACCAUUCCCAUUGACCGAAAUGUUUUCUGUUUUGACAAUGAACCAUUCCGAUACUUAGCUGCUGUUAAAAAAGAUGUUGAAUUUUCUGGAAAGUUGCGCGAGCGUACCAUUGAGAGUUGGGAAAUAUCUUCGAAUGAAUUGAAGAGGAUGAUAAUUUAUAUCGUGGGAGACGACGAAAAUCCCCCUUUGAAACCUCAUCGAGUACAAAAUACCACUGCUAUUAAUGAGGCAAGAAGAAUGAUCAUUCAGCUAUCGCAACCUCUUGCAGAAAUAGCUCAACUCGUGAACCACAACAUGAGAAUAUUACAACGGCAUCAGGAAAACCUACAAUUGGAGAAUCAAAAUGUGAAAGCCCUGAAGAAAAAACUGUACAUGCCUGUUAUUACUCUGGAAGUAAUUGAAAUUUCCCAACCUGUCACUGUUUGUACAAGUCGUCAGUGCUCUGAAAUAUAUAAGGUUGGUGAAAGAAACAAAUGGCAUUAUAAACAAAGAUGUCAUGAUCCUUGUUAUCUGAAAACCGUUCCAAAAGAACUAAUAGGUAGUAAAGAACUAAUGCAUUGUGCUGCAAUAAAUUCGUCAGGAAAUUGUAAACAAUGCAGCUGCAGUUUUCAAGUACAUAUGCACGUGUAUUAUAUGACAGAAACCAAAGAAGUUCAGGAAAAAGAUGCCAAUGUAGAGCAAAAUAUAAAAAAUAAAGAGGAACUAUUGUUACGUGUUGAGAAGUUAAUUGAAAAUAUUGAAAUUAAAAAAGAAGAGCUAGAAAACGAACAUCAUCUUAUCAACACGAUAUGUGCGAGGUUUGCUCACUUUCUUCAAAAUAAUGCCAUUACUCCCUUCAGCGAUUCAUACAAGGAAUACAUUGAAUAUCUGAUCAAUCA